UCGAGGUAACACACAAAUCUACAGUGCUUGCUAUGUUGUGUGAUACUAGUUAAAAACAAUAACAAAUAAUAAUUUUUCAAUUGAUUAACAUCAUGUAUUGUAGUGUAGGUUGUGAUAAUGACAGUUUUAUCAUAACUAUAACAACAAAAACAACAACAACAACGUGAUUAUAACAAAUUAUUAAGAUAAGAAAUAAUUUUGUGAAAAAUGAGUAGCUGAUUGUUGAUUUUUCCUGAUGGACAUUUUUAUUUUGACAUCAAGGAAGACAUAUCUAAAUAAAAAUAUUACCACGUGCUGGCACGUUGAUAAAUUAAAUAAGUGAUGUUUAUGAGUAUUAUUUAGUAAUAUAUAAACAAUAUCUUGGUGAAUAUUUUAUUAUUCUAUUGUAUAUAAAUUAAAUAUUUAAAUAACAAAUAUUUUUAUUUUGGAGUAAUAACGUGAGUGUAUUUGAAACAUUUAAUAUUUGUGUUUUGUAUAAUUUGAAGAAAAAAAUACAGGGAAUAUAGUGUGAUGAAAAAAUCAAGAUGAAAAUAAAAUAUAAAAAAUUUUACACGGGGACUUCGAUGCCUUUGUGAAGUGACAAUAUGUGCAUCGUUUAAAAAGUGAUAAUUAAAAUUUUGAUGAUAAAAUAUAAUUAAAAAAAAAAGCUAUAGAAUUAUAUAAAAAUUUAUAUUUAAAUUAAAUAUAAUUUAGAUAAAUAUUUAUAAAUAGUAGAAAAAUAAAUAAUAAUGUCAGCGGUUGCACCAGCAGGAGCCGCAUCAGCGGUACCAAAUACAAAUGGACUUAUUGUACCAGCUCCAUUAUUAGCAUUGCCAACAUUAUCAUUUUCCGUCGGUCAAGUUGCAACUGUUUGUGAAACACUUGAAGAAAGUGGUGAUAUUGAAAGAUUAGCACGUUUUUUAUGGAGUUUACCAGUUGCACAUCCAAAUAUACAAGAAUUAAAUCAGAGUGAGGCUGUAUUAAGGGCAAGGGCAAUUGUUGCAUUUCAUUCUGGACAUUAUCGGGAACUUUAUGCAAUAUUGGAAAGACAUAAAUUUACCAAAGAUUCACAUGGUAAAUUACAAGCAAUGUGGCUUGAAGCACAUUAUUCAGAAGCUGAAAAAUUACGUGGUAGACCACUUGGUCCAGUUGAUAAAUAUCGUGUUAGAAAAAAAUUUCCAUUACCAAGAACAAUAUGGGAUGGUGAACAAAAAACACAUUGUUUUAAAGAACGUACAAGAUCAUUAUUACGCGAGUGGUAUCUACAGGAUCCAUAUCCAAAUCCAGGUAAAAAAAGAGAACUUGCUGCUGCGACGGGACUUACACCGACACAAGUUGGUAAUUGGUUCAAAAAUAGAAGACAAAGAGAUAGAGCUGCUGCUGCUAAAAAUAGAAUGCAACAACAAUCUGGUGGUAGUAAUGGUGGACCAAGACGUGCAAUGAGUCCAGGACCUGGUAGUGAUUCUGAAGAUUCUGAUAUAUCAUUAGGUGGUACAUCACCACCAUCACCAUCAUCAACACCACCAGCAUCACAUCAUCAACAAUCACCAGUAUCAAUGGGUCCUGUUGGACAAUUACCACCACCACCACUUAAUUUUCGCUUUGAUCCAAGCCAACAAUUUAGAUUUUCACAUUCAACUGCCUUUAAAUUUCCAUCAACGGGCUUUAGAUUUGGACCACACAGUCCUCAACACAAUCAUCCAACAAUACCAAGCCCUGGUGGUAUGUUUAGAAUGACAGAAACAAGUCCAUUUCAAGCAGUUGGUCCACGUGGAGAUCUUGGCUCAAGAUUACCUGAUCUUGGUUUACCACCACCAAGACAUCAUCCUCAUGAUGGUCUUUUACAUCAUCCACAUCCGCAACAUCAAAUGCCAGAAGUUAUAUCAAGGUUGUCUGAUGCAUCAAGAUUAUCCGAUGGUGGUAUAUCACGUUUAUCGGACAGUCUGAGUGAAGCACACAGUCCACCAUUGGUUGCAACAAAUUUAUCACUAACAGGACCCCUAAGAGUUGCUGUACCAAGUCCCCAUACACCAUCAUCACGUGGUAGUCCACCAAGUCAUCAAACACAACAUUUACAUCAUCCAACAAGUCAGGGUCUUAUAAGGGUCAUAACACCACCACCAAAUCCAAAACCACCACAAAUUCACAGGCCAUUUUCACCUGCGUGAUACGUUGCUCAUAGAAAAUAUAUCUAAAUUUUUUUUAGCUACGUAUUCAAGUCCAGGACAUUAAUUAAUUAAAUGUGGUUUAGUUAU
Aphidius gifuensis is the source of this 2234-nucleotide messenger RNA. RefSeq names its product homeobox protein SIX3 (gene Optix). Gene Ontology annotation, molecular function: DNA-binding transcription factor activity, RNA polymerase II-specific; RNA polymerase II cis-regulatory region sequence-specific DNA binding. The record is from RefSeq and is a predicted model, not a curated record. Gene Ontology annotation, cellular component: transcription regulator complex; nucleus. NCBI's taxonomy places the organism in Eukaryota, Metazoa, Arthropoda, Insecta, Hymenoptera, Braconidae. The transcript has 3 exons. Gene Ontology annotation, biological process: regulation of transcription by RNA polymerase II. Bases 729 to 2147 code for a protein of 472 amino acids.